GAAAGCCGAGAGCAACACGGCAGAUGCUGCUACGGACGCUCGGAGUGGAGUUCGCGUGCUUCGUGAUCGGUGCGCGCACGUUCGUGAGUUCGCGAGUCAGUUUCGCGAUGGAAGGCUUGAUACCUGUUGCACAGCCCGGCGCGCUCACGUUCCCACUGACAUAAUAACCGUGCAUGCCAAAAUCACGUGUUGACGAGGCACCCGCCAACAACCUCGUAGACGAUGACGGGACGUUGACAUUUCCCAGUGCGUGACAGUGAACGUAGAGGAUUAUCAAAACAGUGGUUAACAAGAGCCCUUUACCAGAAAACAAUGGGAAUCGUGCAAAGCCGUGGUAAUAGCGAGAAUGAUAGUGGCACAGGAGUUCGCGAAGGGGUUGCUACCGGCAUCAAAGGUGGCCAUUGCCAUCAGUAUUGUCAACCUAGCCUAGGUAUGGGCAGUUUAACCGGGCCGCAUGUACGAAGCGGCAGCGUCCGUGGCGCACCCCGGCAGCCGAUGCCGGACGCUACAGAGCUGGAAAGACGAUUCACUAAAGUCUUGGCUUCAAUGGAUUUGCCGCCGGACAAGGCAAAGCUCUUGAAGCAGUAUGACAAUGAGAAAAAAUGGGACAUCAUUUGCGAUCAAGAAAGGGUACAAGCCAAGGAUCCACCGUCUCACUAUUUGACCAAAUUACGAACGUACCUGGAUCCCAAAGCAUCGCGAAGCCAUCGAUAUAUUUCAAGACGGAUACUAAUCAUUACACAGUCGUAUCGUUUCCUCGCAUUCUUCCAGAAACGGAAAAUGGUCGGGGAAUCCACGUCGACGCAAGUCCUUCGAGAUUUGGAGAUAUCCUUACGAACGAAUCACAUAGAAUGGGUCAGAGAAUUCCUGGACGAGGAGAAUCAAGGAUUAGACGCAUUGAUAGACUACCUCAGCUUCAGGUUACUUAUGAUGCGACACGAGCAACGUCUCCUGGAAUCCAGAACGGAUUCCGAUGAGAGGCUACAAAUAAGUGGAAUUAGCGACAGUUCUCCUCUUAACAAUGGUUGUCUGCGACCACCUCUUCACGAGCUGAAGGACAGUCCUGGUGUGAAGCGACGAUCGAGACACGUAGCUCGUCUCAAUAUGGGAGAAGCAAAGGACGACAUACAUGUUUGUAUACUUUGCAUGCGCGCCAUUAUGAAUAACAAGUAUGGAUUCAAUAUGGUCAUACAACAUCGGGAGGCAAUAAAUUGCAUAGCUUUGAGCUUGAUACACAAGAGUUUAAGAACAAAGGCUUUGGUCUUAGAACUUCUCGCUGCAAUUUGCCUAGUGAAAGGUGGACACGAAAUCAUUCUGUCGGCGUUUGACAACUUUAAAGAAAUUUGCUCAGAGAGAAGAAGAUUCACUACUCUAAUGGAAUAUUUCACGCAAUACGACAAUUUUCACAUUGAGUUCAUGGUAGCAUGUAUGCAGUUCGUAAAUAUCGUUGUUCACUCGGUCGAAGAUAUGAACUUUAGGGUGCACUUGCAAUAUGAGUUCACGAAGCUUGGGCUCGAUGAGUAUUUAGAAAAGCUAAGGCAUACCGAGAGUGAGGAUUUGCAGGUACAAAUCUCAGCUUACCUAGAUAACGUAUUCGACGUUGCUGCUCUGAUGGAGGACAGCGAAACGAAGACUGCUGCCUUAGAAAAAGUAACCGAAUUAGAAGAUGAACUUGGACAUGCCAACGACAGGAUGGCAGAAUUGGAAAGAGAAUCAUUAGCCAAGUUAGCGGAGUUGGAGACAGAACUGGGCGCUAUAAAGGUAGAGUACGUAGAUGCCCUGGAAGCUCGUAGGAUGGUAGAAGAAGAGCUUGCGGCCUUGAAGAGACAAAGGCAGGAUUCUGCAAGGAGGCAAAGUGUCCUUGAGAAUAAAAUUAUCGAGCUGGAAACACUCACUGGAACACUUACAAAAGGUUCCUCAGCUGCUAGUCUACGAAACGAGUCUAAAUCGUCAAUGCCAACUGAAGAUAAUGUUACGUCAACGACAAUGACGUGCGCGCCCUCAUCGCCUGUAGCUGAAAUUCCUGCGCCUGCCCCGGCACCGCCGCCGCCACCUCCACCGCCUUGUCCACCACCGCCACCCAUGACACCUCUUUCUCCUAAAGAUCAUAGAGUUCCACCUCCUGCGCCUAUACCACCUCCGCCUGCUGGAAUGAUGCAAGCACCUGAUGGCGCUAUGACUAUCAAACGAAAGGUACAAACUAAGUAUAAGCUUCCUACACUCAAUUGGAUUGCUUUGAAACCUAAUCAAGUACGUGGAACGAUAUUCAAUGAAUUGGAUGACGACCGUCUUCACAGUUAUAUAGACUUCUCUGAUUUUGAGGAGAGAUUUAAAAUUGGUUUGGGCGGACACGUAACCAACGGCAAUAGUGAGAUGGAUGGUCUUCAAAGUUUCCCCAGUAAACGUUUCAAAAAACCUGAAAAUGUGUCGCUUUUGGAACAUAACAGGUUACGAAAUAUCGCUAUAUCUAGAAGAAAAAUCGAAAAGCCGGUAGAACAGGUGAUAAUGGCUGUAAAUGGACUCGACCUGAAAGUCCUGUCACUCGAGAAUGUGGAAUUAUUGCAGCGCAUGGUGCCUACGGAUCAGGAAACUAAGGCGUACCGCGAAUAUAUCAUCGAAAAGAAAAACGUCAAUUUAUUAACAGAGGAAGACAAGUUUUUACUUCAGCUUGGAAAGGUGGAGAGAAUCUCAACGAAAUUGUCAAUAAUGAACUACAUUGGAAACUUUUUCGACAAUCUUCACCUCAUCACUCCUCAAAUUCAUGCCGUGAUAUCCGCAUCAAGCUCUGUGAAGAGUUCAAAAAAAUUACGUGCCGUAUUGGAGAUAAUACUCGCUUUUGGAAAUUAUCUCAAUAGCAGCAAAAGGGGACCUGCCUAUGGUUUCAAGUUGCAAAGUUUGGAUACGUUACUAGACACAAAAUCAACUGACAAGAGGAUGUGUUUAUUACAUUAUAUCGUAGCAACCAUAAGGCUCAAGUUUCCAGAGCUCAUUAAUUUCGAGUCGGAAUUGAUGUACAUCGACAAAGCCGCCACUGUUUCCAUCGAGAAUAUAACGUCAGAUGUUCACGAGCUCGAGAAGGGUAUGGAUCUGGUGCGCAAGGAGUACGAACUCCGUGGCAAAGAGAAGCACAAUACGGUACUGCGUGACUUUCUGAAUAACUCUGAAGAAAAACUACGUCGAUUAAAAUCCGACGCCCGCACCGCCAACGAAGCAUUCCGAGAGUGUGUUGAAUUCUUUGGCGAGAGUCCUAGGCAGGCUGACGCGAAUACCUUCUUCUCUCUGCUUGUCAGAUUCGCAAGAGCGUUUAAGGCAGCGGAUCAGGAAAACGAACAACGACGAAGGCUAGAAGCUGCCGCAGCAGAAGCUCUUAACACAUCCGAAGAAGUUGUCAAACGAAAUAAAUUGAAUCAAAAGAAGCAACAGGACGCUGUGAUAAACGAGCUCAAGAAUAAAACGAGACUGGUACAGGAGAAGAAGCUCCUGCAACAGGAUGAGGUGUAUAAUGGCGCCCUAGAGGACAUUCUCUUGGGUCUGAGAUCCGAACCUUACAGAAGAGCAGACGCUGUAAGACGAAGUCAACGUCGACGUAUCGAUAACCAUCGAUUAUCGCGCACAGCUGAAGAACUUGAACUGUAGUACGUCUUACAAUUAAUACGUUUUUGAACGUACGUUUCAACUUUGAGACUAAGAUUUUUUAUCUGAAUCUAUUGAUUCAGAUUGAUUGUAAACUUGACUAUGAACGUUGGAGCUGCUUGAAUGUUCCUUUGUUCGAAAUUAGAAUUUUGAAAUGAUAUAAGUAGAGGGCGAUAUUGUUUUGUCGUCUGAGAAACGGAAUGGGUGCUAAAAGUGCUAGGAUGACAGAAUCUAAACUAAUUUAUUUCAUCUUGCUUUGUUUAGACUCUGAACUAGUUUAGAAUCUUGUUUUUAUUUGCGUAUCGUUAUUAGAAAUUGUUUAUAGAACGGUUUUUACACCUAGGUGAUAAGUGUCUUAGAAACACUGAUGAUUAGGUCAAAUUUAAUUGGAGCAUUAAUCUUUGACAGGUGUAUACGGAAUUGACUGUUAUUCUUUGUACCUCACAAAAAACCAAUAGGGAUAUAAUUAUUUAAUUGUGACGUAAUGUGACUAUUUUCUUGUACAUCUAUUACAAUUGAAGAUUUCAAGUUAGAACACUGCUGAAAAUUAUAUGGAUUUGUAUGAAAGGUACAUUGCUUAUCGAUAAUAACACUUUUGAUAAGAAAUAUUGUAAAAAGUAAUUUUGAACAAUGGUAAUCAAAGUUUUAAUAAUUCUAUUUGUAAUUCACCAUUGCUAACUGAAAGUUUGUUUUUCUACCCAUUCAGCAGUAUGGUAAUAAGUGAACAGGAAAUAUUUUCACUUGGUAUAUUUAUUGACUCAUGAAAAAGAAAAUUACAAAAAUUUAUUCAAUUUCAAAAAUAAAGAAACUACUCAAUAUUAACUCGGAAUGCAAAUCUGAAAUCAAUGUAACAUUUGCAAUUGUGAAUCUCUUGUUUUUAAUAACGCUCAGUAUUAACAUUCCAUGUCAGUUGCAUUGAAAAAUUGAAAAGCAUAUUCAGAGCAAGACUGCUAUAAUAAUGAUUUGGAUAUUUCAACUACUAAUUAAAUGUAUGAUAUAUAGAAGUUAUUCAACAAUAUUUUGACUCCUAAUAACACGUUCACGAUGUCGCAUUACUCACCAUUAGCUGAGCGUAAAAUACCAUGUACAUUUAACUUGGUCAAUUUAGUGGUACAUAAAAAAAUUGUUGUAUACAUUUUCAAAGUAUUAUUUGCAAUCUAAUAGCCAGCCAUACCCACCGUAAAAUGGUUUUUCUCUUUUCAAGAAAAAGAAAACAAAUACUUUGCUGAUCACAUUCCUUCCACGACCUUAAAUUGUACGCCAAUUAAUAUUUUAAAAGCUUGAGGAUGAUUAAACUAAAUUAAGUCAUCACAUGUAACUAAACUGUCCUACGUCAAAGCAACAGAAGUAUACACAUAUCAAUGACACUUUAAUUUAUUUAAAAAAGUGUCAAUGAUUAAUUAUACAAAAAUUCUCCGCAAGCACUAAGCAAUACUGCUACGACAAAGCAAGACAUUUUUCACAAGUGAUAUAUUUACAUUUCCAAGCAAAUUUACGAUUUCGAGCAAAAUGUCUAUAUUCUCUAUUCCCUGCGAUUUUCUUCCCCUUGUAUAUACACAAUUUUGUAUAAUUACUAUAACAUUUGCAUCUAUAUUUCAAUAUUAUAUGGAAACAAAUAUUUCUGGUUGGCCAUACACAUUGCGAAUAAUUUUCGCACAUGUCACAGUUCCCUUGCAAACAGGUACAAUUCCACGUGAGUCAAUAAUGAGACUUAUGAAAGGUUUUCACACUCUGAAUAUUUUAUCGCUUUGUUACACACGUGUAACAGGAAAAUUAGGAUUGCGCAAUACUUAGUAAUAGACAAAUUUCACAAAAAUUUUAUGUAAGGCAAUACCAGCUUAGCUUGAUAUAUAAGUUUUGUACUGUCAAAGCCAAACUGUAUAUCUCCUCAGUGAAAUGUAUUUUGUAAUAUAUUUUUUGACCAGAGUAGAAUAAGAUACUAAAAUUGACUACACAAGUUUACAAAGACAAAAAAGUAACUACAGCGCUUUAAAAUAUUUUAAGGAAUUUUGCCGCCAAGUCAAAAAUUUCCUUACAACAUUACGCGUACAUAUAAUAUGCAUGUACAUAUGUGCAGUACCGUGCAAUAAUCUAGUAACGACUUAUGCACGUUUUCUUCGACGCGGUUCGAUGCAUAAACUCCGUUUAAAUGUACUGUUACCCAAUCAGACACUUGUAUUUUGAAGAUAAAUGGAGUUUAUGCAUUGAAACGCGUUGAAGAAAACGGGUGUUAGUCUUUGACCUUGGUAUACCUUAAAAUAUAUAAAUUUUAUUGCUCUUAUUGCACGGCACUGUAGAAAAAUAAUUUGCGAAUUUCUGCAAAAUUCACUGCGCACCGGCCUGCCUAUUCUGAAGGACCAUUGCAUAUCUUUGAAUUAUUUGCAAAAUGAAGAAGAAUGAUGAACGUUUUUACUUUUGUAUCACUUUGAUAUUAUAUAAUAUUAAUCGAAUAAGAGUCUAGUGUAAAUAUUAUUGUAAUAUAUAAGAGAGUUAAGGAAACUAUAAAAUAAUAUAAUUUACCAUACUUACCGGUUAUAAAUAGUUUGCCAAUGUGAUGUUUAGAUAAAAUAAAUGAGAUAUUAGCUAUACACGUUAUAAAAAUGCAUUACCUAGUAAUAUUGACUAUUGCAAAUUUAUUAUAAACGACAUAUAUACGAUAUAAAGAUUCUCAAGUUUAGGGAUAAUGUUAAAAAAAUACUUACCUAUUUUUCGCAAAACCUGUAAAUAAUGUGCAUUUCGAUAAAUAAGUUAUGAAGAAAAAGCAUAGCGAUAAUUAUCAGUUCUGCAUAAAGACAAAAUGUCCUAAGCAUUACUUUAAUCUGAUGCCACCAAUAAAUGCAAUACGAAGAA
This is a messenger RNA of Cephus cinctus (wheat stem sawfly), 6483 nucleotides long. RefSeq names its product formin-like protein CG32138 (gene Frl). NCBI's taxonomy places the organism in Eukaryota, Metazoa, Arthropoda, Insecta, Hymenoptera, Cephidae. Gene Ontology annotation, molecular function: actin filament binding; small GTPase binding. The record is from RefSeq and is a predicted model, not a curated record. The transcript is spliced from 17 exons. Gene Ontology annotation, cellular component: cytosol. The coding region runs from base 313 to 3636 and encodes 1107 amino acids. Gene Ontology annotation, biological process: regulation of cell shape; cortical actin cytoskeleton organization; cell migration.